Messenger RNA from Dufourea novaeangliae, 1880 nucleotides. Its product is annotated as solute carrier family 41 member 1-like. The coding region runs from base 41 to 1768 and encodes 575 amino acids. Gene Ontology annotation, biological process: monoatomic cation transport. Gene Ontology annotation, cellular component: plasma membrane. Gene Ontology annotation, molecular function: monoatomic cation transmembrane transporter activity. Lineage: Eukaryota; Metazoa; Arthropoda; Insecta; Hymenoptera; Halictidae. The transcript is spliced from 7 exons. The record is from RefSeq and is a predicted model, not a curated record.
AUAUCCGCGGCAGCGAGUCGCACGAGGUCCUCAGUAGAAGAUGAUAGAGGACCAGGUGCAUCAACAUCCGGUACGACUACCGCCCGACAAACACGCCCAUGUCGAUGUCACAGGAGUGAAAUUUGAAAAUGACCAAUCCAAAGAGCCUCUACUUUUCGAAAAGCAAAGUUUCCACAGGGUAACGUUGAUGGAUACUCGUAUGCGCGCAAUCACAGAAGUAUCGCAUGGAAACACGGUUACGGGUACAACUUUGGUCACGGAUGCGACCAUAAUUAUGGUGGGCACGGGUUUCGGUGUUGGAACGGGAACAGGACCAGGAACAGAAACGGGUACGGGCAUGGAUGCGAAUGCGAGCAUAGGUAACAAUAAAUUAAUGGAAGAAGACUGCGUGGAGAUACCCAUCUUUGAGGAAGGAACCACCGAUAGCGGUCGUCUUCCCGAUCUUGUCGCCGAGAGUAAAAUUUACGGUGUCAGCGAAGAUGAACCUCUCGAAUCGUACCUGGCAAUUACUAUUCAAGUUUUUAUACCGUUUCUUAUCGCCGGCCUUGGCAUGGUGGGAGCUGGAUUAGUUCUCGAUUUGGUGCAUCACUGGAUCGUAUUCAAGAAAGUGAAAGAGCUUAUAAUUCUGGUUCCUGCGUUGUUGGGCUUGAAAGGCAAUUUAGAAAUGACUCUUGCUUCGCGCCUUUCUACUCAAGCGAAUCUCGGGCAUAUGGACACGCCGAAACAGCAAUGGUACAUGAUUGUCGGAAACCUUGUUUUAAUUCAGUGCCAGGCAAUAGUGGUUGGAUUUCUGGGCUCCGUGGUAGCGAUUGUAAUGGGAUCGUUUCGAAACGGUACCCCUUCACUGGAUCACGCUUACCUGUUGUGCGCAAGCAGCCUGGUCACUGCGUCUUUGGCAUCCUUCGUUCUUGGACUGAUAACCGCCGGAGUGAUUGUCUUUUCGCGGCAUUGUCACAUCAAUCCGGACAACGUUGCAACACCGAUAGCCGCGAGUCUCGGCGACAUCACCUCGUUGGCUCUGCUCUCUUGGAUCUCGACGAUUCUCUACGAGUCGAUAAAUAAACAAGAUUGGCUCGCGCCCCUGGUGAUCGCUUGUUACGUUCUGGUUACACCGCUCUGGGUAUGGAUCGCCAAGAAAAACAAAUACACCAACGAUGUCCUGUAUUCCGGAUGGACUCCUGUUAUGAUUGCCAUGUUGAUAAGCAGUUGGGGUGGUCUGAUACUGGAAUUUAUGGUGCGGCGAUUCGCGAAUUUGACCGUUUUUCAACCGGUGAUCAAUGGCGUUGGUGGAAAUCUGGUGGCUGUCCAAGCAAGUCGAAUAUCAACAGCUCUUCAUAAACAAGCCGAAUUGGGAACUCUUCUGAUACCACCGGGUCACACGCAUCCCGUUAUCUUCGUCACCCCUAUCGCCAAUUUUUUCGGCAAAGGUAUACACGCGAGAACUACAAGGGUUCUAAUGGCGAUGGUCAUACCAGGACACAUCAUUUUCAUUUAUCUGAUUAAUUACAUGAAGGAUGGCAAUACCUCGCUUACGCCCCUCUUCGUAUUCGUUUAUUUAUGCGCCGCGAUGUUGCAAGUUGCCGCGCUUCUCUACAUCGCCUACAUAAUGAUACAUUGGAUGUGGAAACGAAAAAUCGAUCCGGACAAUUCAGCGAUCCCAUAUUUAACGGCGAUGGGGGACCUACUUGGCAUUAGUUUGCUAGCGAUCGCUUUCCAGUUUCUUUAUCUGGUUGGAGAUCAAGAUUCUGAUCGAACAAUCGCUCCGUGAAAAUCUUCUCGAGCUCUACAUCAGGUGAUGUUUAUCGACGCGACAACAACACCGAGAUCAACGCACCAUGGAAACGGCUUCCUUCUCUCUUUAUCUCCUUUCCUUUUCUCAC